Symbiodinium sp. CCMP2456 is the source of this 207-nucleotide messenger RNA. Lineage: Eukaryota; Dinophyceae; Suessiales; Symbiodiniaceae. The record is from the annotation of a GenBank genome assembly.
AUGGAGCACGACAAGCUUCAGCGCAUGCACUCUCUGAUCCGCAAGCUGGCACAUGUGGGAGUGCUGAUGGCCGUCGUUGUCCUGCUGAGCUUCGCCAGCAAUGUCCGCACCUUUGCCGAGGACUACAAGUGCAUCGAGCUCUUCGCGGGGCGAGCUUGGGUGACUCGCUGCUUUCGCAUUGCUGGCUUACCCACGGCAUCUUUAGAC